This is a messenger RNA of Adineta ricciae, 639 nucleotides long. Lineage: Eukaryota; Metazoa; Rotifera; Eurotatoria; Adinetida; Adinetidae. The record is from the annotation of a GenBank genome assembly.
AUGGAAAAGACUAGAGACAAAUCAAUUUGCAAAGCGAAGAGAACAGAACGCAUUACACAACAUAAAAAGUCCAUUAUGAGUACGAACAAUAAUACUUCGUCGACGUCACCUACGAGAAAAUCUCAGAGGAACGUUUGGGAUCCGAAAAAAGAAUCUGAAAAGCAAAAUUUUCGUGUACAAGAGAAACCACCGCUUUCUCUUCGUCAAUUUCUUCGUUCGACUGUUACUGUUAAUCCUGGUGGUCAACAAUGGAAGCCAUCUGGUGUAUAUAAUCCACCUGUCGUUCAUGAUGAUUCAACACUUCAAAAGACGCCAGACGAACCGCCGAAAGUUGUGAAAAAAGAUUCGAAGGAUAAAAAACCUGUUUGGUAUCCACCUGGUACUGUUAAGCGACAAGAAGUCAAAGCAUCGAAUGAAGAGAACAAGUCCGAGAAAAAGGAAAAUGAAAAACCCGAGGAAAAGCCAAGAUCUAGAUCGAAAGACAAAUCAAUUCGUCCAUGGCGUCCAUCUGGUCAUCCUGAAUACGAUCCAGUAUUGUACUUUGAUCCACCAAGUUUAAGAUGGUCAGCAAAACAAAUCAAAAGCACAAUGCCUGAAUUUCAAUCAACAUCGAAGAAAUCAUCGACAAAUCAAAAGUGA